CCGUCUCGUCGUAGUUUGGGAACUAUGGCUGAUAGCCUGAGAAGAUUAAUCAGCAACGAGACCUGCAGGAUUUUACAGGACAAGUUGGAGACUUGGUAUAAAGACUACCACGUUAAUUCAUGUGAUCAGAAUUUGACCCGAUGCUGUGAAGUCAUGGAACUGAAUGCCAUAAUUCAAGGGCAACUCUUCACCAUCUUCAAUCAAGCUUGUCGAGAAGGUGGACAGUAUGCAGGUGUGGAAAUAAUAAAAUCUCGUCUCUUGCCAUGGUUGGGGACUUGUUUUUCUAGCCCCACUCCUGGAAGCUCUUCUCACUUGCAGGAAUCACUUGAGAAAAACAGAUUGCUGAGGGAAUUGACCAGCACUCGGAACCAUGAAAUACAACAGCUGGAGAAAGAAUUGAAUGCCACUCGUUUACAGCUCAGUCUUGUUCAGCAAGAUCUUGCAGAAGCCCAGUUGGCUCUUGAAGACACAAAGACCAAAUCAGCCACUACUCUUUUGGCAGCAGAGGAUGAAAUUGUACAGCUAAAAGCAGAUCUAAAGGCUUCUCGGACAAAAGAAGAAUGUGCUUUGAUGAACCUGGAGAGGCUGAAUGACUAUGAAGAGCAGCUUCAAACAUUGAAGGACGAGAUUGCCAUACUUGGUGCUCAAAAAACUGUUCUACAAAGCAGACUUGCACGAAGUCGAUCUCCUUCCCCAAGAUCUGGCCGAAGCAGAUCAGUUAGUCCACUUCCAAUGAGAAGUUUCUCACCUGGCCGAGCAAGACUUACAAAUGCUUCCCGCCACGCUCGCCUUGUGGAACGCUUCCGUGAUAUUUAUGCCCAGGAUCGCUUGGAUGCUCAAACCCUCUUGAAGAGUUAUGUUGAUGAUCUGGAGAUGGUGCAGAGAAUAAUCUAUGUGGCAGUUGUGGAGUCUUUUCAUGCAGCUAAACUGGCCUUCAGGCAGUUCAAAAUGCGUGUUAGGAAGACUAUGUCCCUACAUUACUCAGUGACUGAACCACUUGAAGACAUGGUCAUGGAUUACAUCAUUCGGGAGGAGGAUUUAUACGAUGUUCAGUCCAGUGUUAAUGAAGUCACUCGUGCGAUGAACAUCAAUCCUAAGAUUUCUUUCCCACCAGAAGUUGAUUUUAUUCUAAUCAGUGGUUUAAUACGAGAGUUAUGCCGUGUAGCCUUUUCCAUGCAAACAUUGGAUCCUCCACUUGAUAUUUCAUUUGGCACAGAUGGAGAACUUUUUAGCGAGUACAAAUACCGUCGCAGCUUUGACUCUGAGUUCACAGCUCCACUGGUGGCUUACCAUGUGUGGCCUGCACUUAUGGAAGAAGAUUCUGUCAUUGUGAAAGGGGAGGCAGUCACAAGAAGAGGUGCUCUGUGGUCUCGCAGGAACAGAAGCCGGAGUCGCAGCCGUAGCGUGAGCCCCCGGCCUCAUAAUGCAGGCAGCUCCUGCCCCAAGCCUUCUCGAAGCCGCAGCCCUUCCCCAUUAAGGAAUGGGAGCCCAAGAAUUUAGGUUAACUGGAUAUUGGUUUUUUGAUUCUGUACAUCUGGAUCAAUCUGCUUCCUGUGGUGCCUCCUUCCUGUGCCAAGAGUACCUCAAACCUCACUUAAUGUGAACAGCAGUUUUGAAUCACUCCACAUGAAGAGUGAAUUGGCAUUGAUGCUUAGCGUGUUUUUAUAACUUUAGAUUUCUUCAAAGGAAUGAAUGGAAGAAAAUCAAUCAAAGAGUGCAUAUAUGUGUUAAGAUCAUAUUCAUUUGAUUUCUUAAAAAAUGGUUUACACAAUUCUUAGAGCAGCUGUUUUACAAUAAUAUUUACUGAUGCAAGGAAUAUGGUGCCAAGACGGUCUUCUGUCAAGAUCAUACACAGAGGUGCUUCCAGACAUGGGCUUCUUGUCCUAACAAGUAAAAAGGCAUUCUAUCCCCCCUCCCGAAAACAUUUAUUCUGGCAAAAAAAGGCAGAAGAAGCAGAGAGAAAACAUGGAAGGGUUACACACUGUGGGUGACACUAUCUCCCCCUUCCUCCCCGGCUGCUAAAAUUGCCUGAAUGAGGCUGGUGAUUGCAUAAUGGAAACCUUGUUUGGAAGCACCCAUAAGAAGAUAUUUGUCUUGAACAUUCCAAUUCAUUGAUGCUGUAAUCCUAUACAUACUUAACAGGAGGUAAGUUCCAUUCAACUCAGUGGGAUGUACAUCUGAGUAGGUAUGCAUAGAACUGCUCUGCAGGACUCCCACUGUGGUGCUUAUUUAAGAGUGUGGUCCAUGUGACGGUAAGCCCCUUGAGUGAUGCCUCACUCCUCCUGUGCUUACCCCCUAGAAGGUGCCUUCCCCAGCAGCUCCAAAGUCCGUCUUCCAUUCUUCAGCCGGUGUGUGUAAAGAUAUGUGGUAGCUGACCAGGUAGAAAGAGGGCAGUCCAGAUUCAGAGUCUCAACUCUGACCUUGCAGCAAAUUUCUGAGGAUGGCUCUGGGACUCCAUGGGAUUAUGCCCUUCUAGAAUAUGUAAAUUUGAUACCCUGAUUUCAGAAGUGUAUCUUUCUGCCAAUCUACUGUUUGGUGCUGGGAUCAGCAUGUAAUUCCAAGAGAUUCAAUAUUUUUUGUCCUCUUCUGUACCUCAUCUGUAGGGCCAGCUUUAGACGGGAGAAACACAAAUGAACUUUGAGGCUUUGACCUUCGACAUGGAACAUUAGGAUUGGUCCAUAUGGGUCAGACACAUAGACUAGUGAGACCAGAAAGACACUGAACAAGGUGCUUCAGUAAAGCAUGAGGCUGUCUUUUUGUUGGUACAAAAGAGAAUGGGCUUGGCAUGGUUUUCAUCAUAAAAUUGUUUAGCCCUUGGGGAAGAAGUCAGUCUCCUGUACACAAUUUGAUAGCCAAUUUACUUUCUUCUUAGUGUAAGUGGACUUUGAAACUGUGUUUAUGAUGGCAAAUUUUACAGCAAUGUCAGCUAAUGUUUACAACAAUGUUGCAUCUGUUUUUUGAAAAUCUGUUUCCUAUUGCCUGCUUAAAGUAAAACAAUUAAAAGUGUUAGAUUACUUAAACUGUCAUUCUGUUAUUGUUAAAAUCUAUUCUUAUCAUGAACAGCCCAUAUCUCUAAAGCUCCCCAUGGCCUCUGUGUUUUAAGGCUGCAGUCCCAAGUGCACAGAACUCUGUGGGAACUAUUUCUGAGGAGACAUAAAUAGAAUUGCACAGUUAAAAUUAGAAAUACUGGGCCUUAUUUAGGGUAAUCAAAGAGAAUUAUCAAAAUAAUCUUUAGGAUGUAUUUUAAGAUAGCACACAUGGGGAAAUGUAUGUAUUGCUUAUAAGAUGUACUAUUUUUAGUAUUAGUAUAGUUUUAGCUACAAGUUAUAACAAAAGCAAAGAACGUUCAAAUUUCCUCAGUCAGUUUCCGAGCUACUAGUGCAAACAGGGAAGCACAUAAGGUAACAUAUUUUCCAUUUUCAAACAGAAGAAAUUGAAAAAAAAAUCACUAGAAGUCGCAAAAUUCUUCCUAAGCCUGAACUAGGACAGAUUUUUCAUAAAAGAGAAAAUAAAAGGCUUAUAAAAAAGACUACUGAGUCAUAACAUCCUCAUCCACAGUCUUAACAAACACACAACCAUGGUAUUCCACUACCAAUUCCUUACAACGGCCCUCUAGAGAAAGCAAAGAGGGCCUUAUUAUUAAAUAUUGAUUCUGUAAAACCAUUUCUAUUGAAAGCGAAAACAUUGAUGUCCAAAUAAUUGGAUUUUCAUAAUCUAACUUAAUAUAUAUACAACCUAAUAAAAUCUGGCAGAAUGAAUAAACAUAUCAGUUAAACUUUUUUUUAAAAAAAAAGACAUAAGAUGGCUAAACUGAAAUCAAACAGAUCUUGCUCAGUUUAUGACUAAAGCCUCUACCAAAUGUCAGUAAUCCAAUUUCUCUUGCUUGGAAAUUCAAAUGGGAGCUAUAACCUUUAUAAACCUAGCACAGAGAUGGCAAAAUUAACAUUCUAUUCUGCAAAUGUAAUAACUGAACUUUGAUGCUUGCCCGCAUAGUCCACUUUUGCAUGGACACAAGCUGCAGGAAUACCAACAGCUACCAGUAUUUUCCUGAAAAAUAAUACUGCUCUUAAACUCUUGAAUUAAUGCAUGAUUAAAGCCUCAAGCUCUUCACUGUGUAAUAAAAUAUAGCUAUAGCUGAAAAGUAAGUGUUGGGCAACAAAUUGUCUGGUGCUUGGUGUAAAAAAGCCCC
This is a messenger RNA of Varanus komodoensis (Komodo dragon), 4189 nucleotides long. RefSeq names its product spermatogenesis associated 18 (gene SPATA18). The record is from RefSeq and is a predicted model, not a curated record. Lineage: Eukaryota; Metazoa; Chordata; Lepidosauria; Squamata; Varanidae. The coding region runs from base 25 to 1500 and encodes 491 amino acids. Gene Ontology annotation, biological process: mitochondrial protein catabolic process; mitophagy by internal vacuole formation. The transcript has 13 exons. Gene Ontology annotation, cellular component: mitochondrial outer membrane.